UCCUGGAGUCCCAUCAGAUUGAUAACAAAACAAAAGCUCUGCUUUAAUUUCAGAAGCAUUUACGGGUGGGAUUAUUAUAACAGGAGAAUUCAGAAGGAACGAACGGUUCUGAUAUCCGAAAAAUCAAGGCCCUCGCAAAUUUUGCAACUACUAUUUCAUGGCCGUCAACUACGUCAGCAAACUUCUGUUGUCAACACCAGAUUCAGCAACGCAGGAGGAUCUGUGAUAGGGAAGGGAACGGUAAAAUCAACCCCUUAAGCAGAAACUCGUUCCUCAACAAUUUUUACCACUCAAAUGACUAGCCCUUAACCUCAAAAACAUCCACCAAAAUUCAUUCAAUCCGUUUGACAGUGUGAAAAUUUUGGGGUAGGUAGAUGACGAAUUCUAUUGAUGCAGUUAUGCCGGUGAAUGGAAAGAUUUUGGAGACAUUGUGGAAUCCUGUGGAGAUUUUCAAAAGACCAAGACAAGUUAAAUAUGCGGUUCUCAUCACGAAUCGUCCUAUUUCAUUGAGUGAAGAUGUGGUGAUGCCUAUUUGGAAAGAAGCAAUGAUAAAAAUCGCUAUUGACGGAGGGGCAGACGUUUGGCUUGAAUACAUUGGCCCACUGGCUGAAGAAAUAUUCAAAGGAAAUUAUCCAGAGUUAGUUCCAACAUUAAUAACUGGAGAUUUCGAUAGUAUCUUACCAGAGACCCUCAAUAAAUUUAAAAGUCUUGAAGUUCAGAUAAUUGAGACGCAAGACCAGAAUUAUACCGAUCUUUCAAAGGCGCUUAUCCAACUGGCUGUACAUUGUAAAACUCGUAAUAUUUCUUUGGACGUAGUGUACGUUUUCGUCGGCAAUGGAGGUCGAUUCGAUCACAUAAUGGCAACCAUUAAUACCUUGUACAAGAGCAAAACAUUAAUGGGCGACAAUCACGUAGAAAAGAUAAUUCUAGUCUCGGGCAACAGUUUAUCAUGGCUAUUAAGGGCGGGAAAACACAGAAUUAAAAUUCCCGAGAUUUUACAUGAAAAAAAUUCAUGGGCUGGUCUCAUUCCAAUGGGCUGUACCGCUAAUGCAUCGACAACGGGCCUCAAGUGGAAUCCGAGUACUCCAUUGAAUUUCGGAGGAAUGGUCAGCACAUCUAAUACUUACGAUGGAUCUCCCGAAGUUACUGUGAACACAGAUUCAGAUAUUAUUUGGACAAUGGGAAUUGAGCCUUUACUGGAAAUGACAAAUAUCUGUUAACAUUGAUUUCUCAUUUAAGAUUCAAAGUUAGAUGGGAAAUUAUGACGGUAGGGAAUCUAGCUAAUUACCGGAGUACUUAAUCUCAUAAACGGGUGGGAAGUUUCAAUGGAUUAUUUUCAUUUCGAAAUACCUAACGGAAAAUUUACAGGCAAUUUCUUGUACAUUCUGUUAACCGCGGACUUUUUUCACUCAAUACAAUAUAGCAAUGCAAAAUUAUUGAUUUUACAAAUUGUAGCUGAAUUUAUUAGAUCAUUUAUUGACAAAAGUAGGAAAUAUUGGAGGAAACCAUGACUUUAUGAUUUCAAAAAUUCACAUUACCAAAGUAAUUGUAUGAAUGCGUGUGUACUCAAGUGAAAUUACAGUAAAAAAUGCAUUGCAUUGCAUUAAACGACCGUUACACAAA
This is a messenger RNA of Fopius arisanus, 1623 nucleotides long. Its product is annotated as thiamin pyrophosphokinase 1. Lineage: Eukaryota; Metazoa; Arthropoda; Insecta; Hymenoptera; Braconidae. The transcript has 7 exons. Gene Ontology annotation, molecular function: thiamine diphosphokinase activity; thiamine binding; ATP binding. Gene Ontology annotation, biological process: thiamine metabolic process; thiamine diphosphate biosynthetic process. The record is from RefSeq and is a predicted model, not a curated record. Bases 375 to 1220 code for a protein of 281 amino acids.